UGACGAUGAUUUCUCAUGUCUUUGUCGUCUUUGACUUGUCGAUCAUCCUGCGUGCUAUUCUCUCCCCAGGACCAACUCCACGAUCCACCAUGGCAGCUCUCAAACUCGGCCUCAUGGCUCUAGCCCCAGCGCUAGCUGUCGCUGCUGAUAUUCCCCUGUGGGAACAAUGUGGUGGUGUUGGAUGGCAGUCUGCCGGCUCGGCUUGCACUUCGGUAGCUACUUGCACGUCGUAUAACGACUAUUACUACCAAUGCGUCCCUCAGCCGACCUCCGCCGCGGUCGUCACCACCAGCUCCAAGCUCGUCACCGUCUCUGCUACUCCCACAACCACCAGCAAAGCCAGCACGACCUUGUCAACCUCCAUCAAGUCGUCCAGCUCCAGCAUCAAGUCUACUAGCUCCAGCUCCGUGCCCGCCCCCUCCGCCACCGCCGUCAAAUACUUCAUCUCCUUCGGCGACUCCUACUCCCAAACUGGCUUCGACAUCAACGGCUCCAAGCCCUCGUCCUCCAACCCUCUCGGCAACCCUGCCCUUCCCGGCUGGACCGCCUCGGGCGGGCUCAACUGGGUCGGCUUCCUGGCCUCUCAGCUCAACACCUCGCUCACGCUCUCCUACAACUUCGCCUCGGGUGGAGCCACCACCAACGCCUCGCUCGUCACGCCGUUCGCGCCCACCGUGCUGAGCUUCGUCGACCAAGUCGCCCAGUUCAGCGGGAGCAUUGCCAGCCGUCCGGUUUAUGCGCCGUGGAACAGCGAGAAUAGUCUUGUUGCGGUCUGGAUUGGUGUCAAUGAUGUGGGCAAUAGUUGGUGGUUGGGCGAAUCGGAGACGGAUGCGUUGUAUGGACAGAUCAUGGAUAGUUAUUUUGGGAGGUUGCAGGUGUUGUAUGAUAGUGGUGUGAGAACGUUCGCGCUUUUGGGUGCUGCUCCCAUCUACUACACCCCCCUGAUGAUCGGCGAGGGUGCCACCACCGUCGCUACCCAAAAGGUCGCCAUCGCCAAGUACAACUCCCUCCUGGCCUCCAGGAUGGAAGCCUUCCUCGAGGUCAACUGCGAUGCCACCAGCAAAGUCGUCGAUACCGUGGCGCCCUUUGAGACGGCCAUCAAGAACCCGACGGCGUAUGGAGCGCCCGAUGCUACUUGCUUCAAUGAGGACGGCGUGAGCUGUUUGUGGUUUAACAACUACCAUCCGGGUGUGCAGAUCCAGAUGUUGGUUGCGCAGGCGGUUAAGAGUGCGUUUACUGGCACUUUCUUCUGAUGUCGUUGAUGAAAGACUGGGGGUGGUCGGAAAGAACGGAAUGGGUGAUGGUGAUGCGGAAGGGCCGUGGCGGCGACAAGGUCAUGGGAAGACUAUGUCUGUCUGCCUGAGGUGUUAGCUUCCAUUGUAC
This is a messenger RNA of Neurospora tetraspora, 1383 nucleotides long. RefSeq lists its product as uncharacterized. Gene Ontology annotation, molecular function: hydrolase activity, acting on ester bonds; cellulose binding. The coding region runs from base 6 to 1253 and encodes 415 amino acids. Lineage: Eukaryota; Fungi; Ascomycota; Sordariomycetes; Sordariales; Sordariaceae. Gene Ontology annotation, cellular component: extracellular region. The transcript has 3 exons. The record is from RefSeq and is a predicted model, not a curated record. Gene Ontology annotation, biological process: carbohydrate metabolic process.